This is a messenger RNA of Rhizoctonia solani, 2505 nucleotides long. Its product is annotated as MYND Zn-finger protein. The coding region runs from base 1 to 2505 and encodes 834 amino acids. The transcript has 6 exons. Gene Ontology annotation, biological process: ubiquitin-dependent protein catabolic process; establishment or maintenance of cell polarity. NCBI's taxonomy places the organism in Eukaryota, Fungi, Basidiomycota, Agaricomycetes, Cantharellales, Ceratobasidiaceae. Gene Ontology annotation, cellular component: MUB1-RAD6-UBR2 ubiquitin ligase complex. The record is from RefSeq and is a predicted model, not a curated record.
AUGCGCGAAUGCCUUGAUGCCGCAAAUCGCAACCUUGGCAAGGGCCACCAUUCAGUGAUGUUGGAUUGUAACUUUGCUGUGGCUGCCGGGCUUGCUGCCUCGCAAGAGGGGCCCAUCCCAUAUAUCCCCACACCCGGCACCCCCUUCCCCUAUCAAAUCGAUCCCCUUGCCGCGCGCACGUUUAGUCUCGCAUUUCAGUGCGUAGUCAAUAUUGGAGUACGCGGCUCAGAACAUAUCCGACGCCGCGUUGUCCAGGCUGGUGCCCUCGGAGUCGUUAGUUGCAUCCUCGCCGUCUGGCUCAAGGGCAAAGGAUUCGCAAUCGGCCCAUCGGCCACUGGUUCCGGUGCUCCUCGAGAGUCCCGUGAAGUCCGCGUGCGCAGGCGAGAAGAAGCCCUCGAACGCCAGCGCGCCCUCGAUCUUCCCCGCGCCCUCAAGCACGCAACCUCAUCUGACAACCUGCGGGCGCGUGUGAUUGCACAACCACAACCUCGCAUCGCCACCACCACUGCUCCCCCUCCGGCCCUCCCCCCUGUACGAACCAAUACAAACCCCAAGCCCAGUUCGGAAGAAGCCGACGAGGAAAUGAGCGGUGCAAGCAAUAUGGGCCCCUCACCAACUCUUCCACCUCCCGCUAUCGGACGAAGCAUGUCCAAUGAUUCGGAUGGAAGUUAUGUGGGAGUCCCAUCGCUCCCCGCACCAAGCGGUCCCUCGGGUGCGUUUGCAGUCUCUAGCGGCUCCCAUGCGCGCUCAUUCGAUAUCCGCACUGCAUCUCCAAACCCCAUUGCCUCCACCUCUCCCGUUAUGGGCCGUGCCAUCUCACCCAACACGGCCCAAUCAUCCGACGCCUCGGCCAAUGCCACCCCUGUUGGCUCGGGCACGCCUACUGGUAGUGUAGUCGUACCUGGGCGCGAUCGCAGCGGGACCGUCGUCGGGAGGCCCAUCUGGGAUAAUGAAGGCGGGCCGAGGCAGGUCGCUCAACCGGUCGCAAGGCCAACUUGGUCCGAUGCGGACGAAACACCCGCGCGAGAGGUUACAACCACGGGCAGACGGGGGACGAUAACGCGCAGGCCUCGUCGAGAACGAGAUACGGAUGGGGAUGACACCGAAGCUGAUGGGGACGACCAAACGGCUCAGCAAGGCGAGCGCCGUGCGAUUGGCAUUGUCGGCGCUGCAGAUGGAGACGGUGCAAUGGCGAUGGAUAUGAUGGGCGAGGGUCUCGGCGUUGGUGUCGUCACACUCGAACAAAAUGACGACUUGGCGAUGGGUGCUCCGCCCGGGGCUCCAGGUGCCAUCGGAACUCCAAGGGCUCGGGUCGCUCCUGGUACGGAGCCUACGCCCCGAGCGGGCAUUGCCACUCUUGGUGCUCAGAUAGAGCAAACCGCGCAAGAAACUCCCUUUUACGAAACUCCCGCGACCCUCCGUGCGCUUGUCGACGCGAGUAACGAGCCCAAACCUUCGGCCCAACCGCUCUCCAGUACUGCCCAGUCGCCCAAUGUUUUCUCCCUGGUCGAGCGAUUCACUUUCCGCCCCUCCCCCUCCGAAACCACUCUCCCCCGGCUCCCCCACGAAAUCCAAUACUGGGCCGGCGUAAUCAUGCGCAACGCAUGCCGAAAAGACGAUCAGCGGGGCGGAAUUCGACAGUGCGUCAACAUGUUAUGUGGGCGAUCGGAAGAGUUCCUUCGAGAGUUUGCCAAGUGCCAACGGUGUCGCAAGGCCAAGUACUGCGGCAAAGAGUGCCAGAGCAAGGCCUGGGCGGAAGGACAUCGAUUCUGGUGUAGCACCUGUGAAGAAGAGGACUCACAGACCGUGGUUGCUCGCACGGGUUCUUCCGCCAACACCGUUCCCCCCGCCGCCGUCGCAACUGAAGUCGAGGUCCCAACCCGACGCGGCCUUACCAACACUGUCACACGUGCAUUGGUCAAUAUCGCAGGCGGGAUGACAGGAAGAACGAACACCACGGUGCAGCAACCGCAAACACAGCCAGUGCCUACAAACUCGCCGACGGUCGGGCCAGGUGCGGGGUUUAGGUUCGGUGCAGCGGCGGCAGAACACACACAAGGGGGUGGGCCGACGCGGGCGCAAGGGUUAGCUGGUGGGGUUCAGGCACGACCAGGGAAUUUCCAGGCGGAGCUACCGAGGUACGCUAGGAUGGCCGCAGCUGCCAGAGGUGUUUGGCCGCUGGCCCUGCCUGCGCGAGCAGCGAAUCCACCCUCAGCAAGUUGGGCUGGUCCACCGCAAGGAGGAGUCGCGUUCUUCAAUGAACUUGCUCAGGCGGCCGAUGCAGGCCCGUCUCGACGAACUCGAGGACCAGAGACAGCUCAGCGAAGUAGUGGGACAAUGCCCAGUCAAGGGGUUGGCUCGAACCAGGGCGUGGAGCCAGACGACCCGUGGAACGUUGUCCCCGUACAGCGAGUCUUGCCCGCUCCAAGCGCCCCUCAUACGACACCUCAGCACGCAAAUCGACCAUUGGACAGAGAUGGAGACGAUGACAUGGUUCUCGGGUGA